This is a messenger RNA of Dermatophagoides pteronyssinus (European house dust mite), 838 nucleotides long. RefSeq lists its product as uncharacterized. NCBI's taxonomy places the organism in Eukaryota, Metazoa, Arthropoda, Arachnida, Sarcoptiformes, Pyroglyphidae. The record is from RefSeq and is a predicted model, not a curated record. Gene Ontology annotation, biological process: protein transport.
AUGUUAAACCAUAAAAAAUGCUUGAAUUAUCAACAACACAAAACAAUGAAUGUGAAUGAACAAUUGGAAAGAUAUAGUCAAAUCAAUACGACAACAAAACAAAAAACAUUUACUAUGAAAUUCCAUUCGAUAUGAUCCAUUAUUAUUUUCAAAUGAAAAACGAAAAAAAAAAUUGACAGACAAUAAAAAAAAACAAAUCAUCAAUCAUGAUUCAUUCGGUAUUAAUAUUCAAUACACAGGGAAAAGCAAGAUUGGUUAAAUUCUAUGAAUAUAAUUAUCCACCUGAUGUUACCAAAGAAAUUAUACGUUGUGCAUAUGAUCUAAUACAUUAUCGUGAUUAUUCGGAAUGUCAAUUUAUUGAAACUGAUAUUUUCGAUGUAGCAAACGUUCGUUGUCAUCGACCAAAAUUGGAUGAAAAAUUAUUACUUAUGUAUCGUCAAUAUGCAACAUUAUAUAUUGUAUUCAUUGUUGAUAAUGGUGAAAAUGAAUUAGCCAUUUUAGAUUUAAUACAAGUUUUUGUUGAAUCAAUGGAUCGUUGUUUUAGUGCUGUUUGUGAAUUAGAUCUAAUAUUUAAUAUGCAUAAAAUUCAUUAUAUUUUAAAUGAAAUUAUUGUCGGUGGUAUGGUUAUUGAAACAAAUUUGGAUGAUAUUUUAUUACGUUAUAAUGAACAAUGUAAAUUGGAAAAUGAAUCGGAUCAACAAAUUCAAGGAAUAAAAGCUAUGGCUAAAUUACGACAUCAAAUUAAUCUUGAAGGACAUAUCAAAACAUUACAAAAAAAUUUAAAACAAGGAUUAAAAACAACAACUAAAACACAAUCAUAAUUUAAUUUAAAGAAGAA